CAGGGCCAUGCCCAAGCCGCCCCCUGGAGCCCCCUGAGCCUGCAUCCCUGCCACGACCCACUCAGACACCCCCCAGGGGCCCAGACACCAGCCCCCACCAUGGGCAGCAAGGAGCGUUUCCACUGGCAGAGCCACAAUGUGAAGCAGAGUGGCGUGGACGACAUGGUGCUGCUGCCCCAGAUCACCGAGGACGCCAUCGUGGGCAACCUCCGCAAGCGCUUCAUGGACGACUACAUCUUUACCUACAUCGGCUCCGUGCUCAUCUCCGUAAACCCCUUCAAGCAGAUGCCCUACUUCACUGACCGUGAGAUCGACCUCUACCAGGGCGCGGCCCAGUACGAGAAUCCCCCGCACAUCUAUGCCCUCACAGACAACAUGUACCGGAACAUGCUCAUUGACUGUGAGAACCAGUGCGUCAUCAUCAGUGGAGAGAGUGGAGCUGGGAAGACGGUGGCAGCUAAAUACAUCAUGGGCUACAUCUCCAAGGUGUCGGGCGGAGGCGAGAAGGUCCAGCAUGUGAAGGACAUCAUCCUGCAAUCAAACCCACUGCUGGAAGCCUUUGGCAAUGCCAAGACUGUGCGCAACAAUAAUUCCAGUCGCUUUGGCAAGUACUUUGAGAUCCAGUUCAGCCGCGGUGGGGAGCCAGAUGGGGGCAAGAUCUCCAACUUCUUGCUGGAGAAAUCCCGAGUGGUCAUGCAGAAUGAAAACGAGAGGAACUUCCACAUCUACUACCAGCUGCUGGAAGGGGCUUCUCAGGAGCAGCGGCAGAACCUGGGGCUCAUGACCCCCGACUACUAUUACUACCUCAACCAAGCAGACACCUACAAGGUCGACGGCACCGAUGACCGGAGCGACUUCAGUGAGACUCUGAGUGCCAUGCAGGUCAUCGGGAUCCCGCCCAAUGUCCAGCAGCUGGUCCUGCAGCUUGUGGCAGGGAUCUUGCACUUGGGAAACAUCAGCUUCCGCGAAGAUGGGAAUUAUGCCCGGGUGGAGAGUGCAGACCUCUUGGCCUUCCCUGCCUACCUCCUGGGCAUAGACAGCGGGCGGCUGCAGGAGAAGCUGACCAGCCGCAAGAUGGACAGUCGCUGGGGCGGGCGCAGCGAGUCCAUUGACGUGACCUUGAACGUGGAGCAGGCAGCCUACACUCGGGACGCCCUGGCCAAGGGGCUCUACUCCCGUCUCUUCAACUUCCUCGUAGAGGCCAUUAACCGUGCCAUGCAGAAGCCCCAGGAGGAGUACAGUAUCGGUGUGCUUGACAUCUAUGGCUUUGAGAUCUUCCAGAAAAACGGCUUUGAGCAGUUCUGCAUCAACUUCGUCAACGAGAAGCUACAGCAGAUCUUUAUCGAACUCACCCUAAAGGCUGAACAGGAGGAGUACGUACAGGAGGGCAUCCGCUGGACCCCCAUCCAGUACUUCAACAACAAAAUCGUCUGUGACCUCAUCGAAAACAAGCUGAACCCACCAGGCAUCAUGAGCGUCCUGGACGACGUGUGCGCCACCAUGCACGCCACGGGCGGCGGCGCCGACCAGACGCUGCUGCAGAAGCUGCAGGCGGCCGUGGGCACCCACGAGCACUUCAACAGCUGGAGUGCCGGCUUCGUCAUCCACCACUACGCGGGCAAGGUAUCCUAUGAUGUCAGCGGCUUCUGCGAGAGGAACCGUGAUGUCCUCUUCUCCGACCUCAUAGAGCUGAUGCAGACCAGUGAGCAGGCCUUCCUCCGGAUGCUCUUUCCCGAGAAGCUGGAUGUAGAAAAGAAGGGCCGCCCCAGCACAGCCGGCUCCAAGAUCAAGAAACAAGCCAAUGACCUGGUAUCCACGCUGAAGAGGUGCACACCCCACUACCUCCGCUGCAUCAAGCCCAACGAGACCAAGAGGCCCCGUGACUGGGAGGAGAACAGGGUCAAGCACCAGGUGGAGUAUCUGGGCCUAAAGGAGAACAUCAGGGUGCGCCGGGCAGGCUUCGCCUACCGCCGCCAGUUUGCCAAGUUCCUGCAGAGGUAUGCUAUUCUGACCCCCGAGACGUGGCCGCACUGGCGUGGGGACGAGCGUCAGGGGGUCCAGCACUUGCUGCGGGCGGUCAACAUGGAGCCAGACCAGUACCAGAUGGGGAGCACCAAGGUCUUCGUCAAGAACCCUGAGUCCCUCUUCCUUCUGGAGGAGAUGCGAGAGCGCAAGUUCGAUGGCUUUGCCCGCACCAUCCAGAAGGCCUGGCGGCGCCAUGUGGCAGUCCGGAAGUACGAGGAGAUGCGGGAGGAAGCUUCCAACAUCCUGCUGAACAAGAAGGAGCGGAGACGGAACAGCAUCAAUAGGAACUUCGUUGGGGACUACCUGGGGCUGGAGGAGCGGCCGGAGCUGCGUCAGUUCCUGGGCAAGAGGGAGCGAGUGGACUUUGCUGACUCGGUCAACAAGUACGACCGCCGCUUCAAGGCCAUCAAGAGGGACUUGAUCCUGACGCCCAAGUGUGUGUAUGUGAUCGGGCGGGAGAAGGUGAAGAAGGGACCUGAGAAGGGCCAGGUGCGUGAGGUCCUGAAGAAGAAGCUGGAGAUCCAGGCCUUACGGGGAGUUUCCCUCAGCACGAGGCAGGACGACUUCUUCAUCCUCCAAGAAGACACGGCCGACAGCUUCCUGGAGAGCGUCUUCAAGACCGAGUUCGUCAGCCUCCUGUGCAAGCGCUUCGAGGAGGCGGUGCGGAGGCCCCUGCCCCUCACCUUCAGCGACACGUACGACCCUCACCUCCUGCACCAUCCUCGGGCUGGGCACUGCUUCCUCCUCCGCCUCACGGACCGGCCAAAAUGCGCCCGUGCCUCGUCCCCUCCCACCCCAGCCCGGGUCCGGCAAGGAUGGGAUGGGGAGGUGACCCCCUCUUGGGGGGAGGUGGGGACCCCCACAGCUUCCUCCUCUCCUCACAGACUACAGUUCCGGGUGAAGAAGGAGGGCUGGGGCGGAGGUGGCACCCGCAGCGUCACUUUCUCCCGUGGCUCCGGCGACGUGGCGAUGCUCAAGGCUAGCGGCCGGACCCUCUCGGUCGGCGUGGGUGAUGGACUGCCCAAAAGCUCCAAGCCUACACGGAAGGGAAUGGCCCAGGGAAAACGUAGAAGGUCGGCCCAGGCCCCUACCCGGGCAGCUCCCGGGCCCCCUAGAGGCCUGGAUCACAAUGGGGUGCCUCCCUCUGCCAGAGGGGGCCCCCUACCCCUGGAGUUCACAUCCAGACGGGGCUCCCAGAAGCCACCACAGGGCCCUCCAUCCUCAGCCUUGGGGGCCAGCAGACGCCCACGGGCACGGCCGCCCUCGGAGCACAACACAGAAUUCCUCAAUGUGCCUGACCAGGGCAUGGCUGGCAUGCAGAGGAAGCGCAGCGUAGGGCAGAGACCUGUGCCCGGCGUGGGCCGACCUAAGCCCCAGCCACGGACACAUGGCCCAAGGUGCCGGGCACUGUACCAGUACGUGGGCCAAGAUGUGGACGAGCUGAGCUUCAACGUGAACGAGGUCAUCGAGAUCCUCAUGGAAGAUUCCUCAGGCUGGUGGAAAGGCCGGCUGCAUGGCCAGGAGGGCCUUUUCCCAGGAAACUACGUGGAGAAGAUCUGAGCGGAACAGGGGCCUGGGAUCCUGCCAUCCCACCUGCCUGCCUGGAUCCUGCCAGGAGCCAGGCCCUGCAAUGCGGGUCUCGUUUCCCUUGGCUGCAUUGGCCAGAAGGUCCAGUCCUGUGGCCUCCAGCCCAGCCUAGCCCAGGUCCUGGGUCGAGGGGUCACCACUUAAGCCACCCCCGGGCCCUGGCUUCCCCCAAGGCACACCUGUUUCCUCCUGUGUCAAACAGAGCUAACAGCAGAACCUACCUCCCAGCUGCCUUGUGAGUAGGAAGUGAGUUGUGUCCUGCAGGCAAAGUGCUGGGCACAGUCGGGGGGGCCUUGACAAGCUUGACUUCCCUCCUUCUCUCACCACUGAGGCAAUAAAUGUUUGCCGAGUGAAAACAUGA
Molecule: messenger RNA, 3973 nt
Organism: Balaenoptera musculus (blue whale)
Lineage: Eukaryota; Metazoa; Chordata; Mammalia; Artiodactyla; Balaenopteridae
Gene: MYO1F
Product: myosin IF
Exons: 27
Coding region: 100-3585 (1161 amino acids)
Biological process (GO): actin filament organization; vesicle transport along actin filament
Cellular component (GO): vesicle; actin cytoskeleton; microvillus
Molecular function (GO): actin filament binding; microfilament motor activity; ATP binding
Source: RefSeq, a predicted model, not a curated record